CCUUUAAGGUCUCUCAGUGGUGCAUUCAUUACUGUUGUAAUCGAGUCCAUCCACCUUCUCUUUCCUUCAACUUUUCUCAGCAUUAUGGACUUCUCAAGGGAGCUGGAUCUUCGCAUAAUAUGUCCAAAAUUGCUGAAGGAACUGAAUUUUAUAUAGAGCUCAGAUAUGGGUGUUAAAGGCUUGCUGUGGUUUGUGACCAAUGCCUGUCCAGGGGUGUGUACAGUAGUAAAUCUGAAAGAAAUGGCAGAAAACCACUGCAGCAAUUUUCCUGGAUCCAUUCCUGUUAUUGUGGUUGAUGCCAUGUCUUGCCUCCGUACAUGGUACACACCAGAAUCCUGGGUCUGUGGUGGCCAGUGGCGAGAAUAUCUUUCUAACCUAGAAGGUUUUAUAAAUACCUUUACAGCAGCUGGUAUCAAACUUGUGUUUUAUUUUGAUGGCGUGGUAGAGCAGAAAAAAAGAGAUGCAUGGAUCAAACGCAGAUUGCAAAAUAACAAAGAGAUAGCCAGGGUUUUCGAGUUCAUCAAGAUUAAUAAACAACAACCUGGGAGAGAAAUGUUCUUUAUUCCAAGUGGGUUGUCUACUUUUACACGCUUUGCCUUGAAGACCCUUGGGCAAGAGACAAUAAGUUCGUUGCAAGAGGCAGACUAUGAAGUGGCUUCUUAUGGACUACAAAACCAGUGUAUGGGAAUUUUGGGAGAAGAUACAGAUUACUUGAUUUAUGACACUGUUCCCUAUUUUUCAAUUAGUAAGCUCUGCCUGCACAAGAUGGAAACAGUUAUGUUCUCAAGACAGAAUCUUUGCUGCAGACUGGGCCUCCGUGUAGUUGACCUCCCACUUUUUGCCUGUCUUCUUGGCACAGAUAUCAUUCCUGCAAACAUUAUGGAAGGUUUUCGGAAUCAAUGCCUAGCUUCAUAUUAUGGUAAAAGAUGGGGCAACGAUAGAAGGACUAGCACAAUUCUGGCUGUAGCAAACUAUAUUUCAGUGAUUCCUCGUUCAUAUAAUAGUUUGGUAGCUUUGGCAGAAAGGCUUCCUAUGGGAUCAGACAAAUUUGUCCUUUGCAGAGGAAUAGAGUCUUAUCUUCUGCCUGGGCAGCAGUCUCCGUGGCUUCCUUGUGACUUCGUACAAUCAUUGGCAGAAUCAGUCAAACAAGAUGUGCCCUUGUGUCCAGAUCAGGAGAUCUUUCAGAUAGCUAAAGACCAACAUGUGAGAGCUGAAAGCUGUUCAGUAUAUGAAGUCCUAAGUUGUGGAGAAAUUGAAUGCAGCAACACUUUGGAAGAUGAAAAUGAUACAGAACUCCCUGGACAGGCACUUGUCUAUCGCCCUGUUCGUGAACAUAUCUAUUCUGUCCUGUUGGAGUCUGCAAAAGAUGUCCAUGGAAAGUAUCCUGUGGUAAAGGAGUGGUUUGUGUAUGCUGGGAAUUCUCUAAACCAACCGGACCUGGUGCAUCCUAAAGAACUUCCAGGUGGCACGCCCAGCUUGAGGACACUCUGGCUCAGUAGGGGGCCGGAGGCUGAACAGCGACGGCAUUGCACAUUUCUGGCAUGCUUUCAAGUCCAAGACAUAGAGGAAGAACUCCAAGCUCUGGAAGCUCCUGUUGCUUCUGUCUGUGUUUUGUUGCUGUACCUCAUGCUGCAAGUGGACAGCCUCUCUCUGGAAGACUUGAAUGCCUUUAUAGCUCAGACUCUGUGCCUGGAGGGGAAGUCAGCCGCUCAGCUUGCAGACUUGCAGGUUGCCCAGGUUGAUUCAAGAGCAGUACAGCUUGGUUCUCUCUUCAUUCGUGGUCUGUCUGUGUUAAUUAAGGCCAACAGUGCCUGUGGCUUCCCCUUAAGAAUGGUUGAUUUAAUGCCAUGGCAUCUAUUUGAUGGGAAACUUUUUCAAGAAAAAUACCAGCAGACUCACAGAGGAUGCUCUUUACAUGAGCUCUUGGAAGGCAAUGAAUCUUGGCUUGCAAAGUUUCAGAAUCUGAUGUCCCUUAUUUGCAAAGCAUGCUCAGCAAAAGAUAGAACAAUACAGAGCAGACGACGAGAGAUUUGCUUUAUGACAGAGAGACAAGAAAGAAGAGGAGGUUCUCACUUUCAGAACACAAGCAGAAAUCAGUCGCGUGCAUAUCAUCCUCAGAAUAGGGGAGGUUUCAGGAGACGCCCUCAGUCACCUACUCAUACUUCUAGAGCUCAGCCUCCAGGUCCAGGAUACAGAUCAGGAUACCACCCUCACAGGGGACAGAGAUUCCAACGUGCUCCUCGAUGGCACACAGAUGAUGCUUCUCCUGAGUGGAACUGAAUAGAAAGAGUUUGAGCAAAGAUAUUCUGAAAAUAUGUGACGGAUUAAUCAUCAAAAUUAGUUUUCUGUUUUAUAUUGUGGAAAGCAUGAUGAGGCUCAAUAAAACGCUUGGAAAUGAGAGAUGCAAUGCUAUUACAUUGCAGAAUUAUGGAUUAGAAGAUGCUUCUUUAAGGCAAGUACAAAUUUGAUUGGAAAUCAGCAACCAAUUUGACUAAUUAGUUAGUCCAAGGAAGAGAUGACUGGUGUUCAGGGAUCAUUCACUAUUUUCACUAGAGAAGUAGCAGAGAGUAUGCUCAGCACUUUUCUGGAUGACACAAAAGGAUGGACUGCAAGAGCACAACAUUCAAUUUGAAAAUGACCUUGGUCAGAAAGCAACAAAAUCCAACAGAUGCAAAUAUGAACUCAUUAUACUGCAAGGUAAUGUCUUGGCAAAUAUAAACUGGAAGAAAACGAUCUUUAUCAUUUCCAGUCUUAUUCUACCGUUGUGCUUUUGUGAUAAGAAAUCUAUUUUAUUAGCAGUGAAUGAGUAAAAAUAGAAAGAAUCAAAUUAUUAAAGUCUAACAUAACCAUACAUGAAAUCUGAUUCUGUGGGAAAUUUAUUUCUGGUCUAAAAGCUUUUAUAUAAGAGAGGAGAUAAGCAUUCCAGGUUUCCUAUAUUUUAGUGAGUGUCAAAUGGAUGCGAGGUAGAUGACUGGAGCGCAAGUGGAGAAAGACUCGGCUUGAAUCCAACAGAUCGCAACAUAGAGCUCAUUUGAAGACCUAUGCUCAGGUGAUACGUGUGGCAAAGAAGCAAUUCUAUUCUGCCCGUAUUGUAUCCACAAGUUCACGUCCAGCAGAGUUGUUCAGGGUUGUGAGAGGGCUAGUAUGUGGCCCUCCUCCCUUGAAUCAGAAUCUGGAACCAUCGAUUACCCUCUGAUGUGUUUAAUGAAUUCUUUGUGGGGGAAAUCUCUCGUAUUCGGGCCAACUUAGACUCCAUCUCCACAAUUACUUCAGUGUCUGAUGUGGAAGUGUCCAGCAACUCCUCUUGUGUGAUUCGGUUGGUUCAGUUCCAGUUUGUGACUCCUGAAGAUGUGGACAAGCUGAUUGGAACAGUGCGGCCCACCACCUGUUCUCUUGACCCUUGCCCAACAUGGCUUAUAUUAUCUGGCGGCGGGGGAGGGGGGUUGUAGAAGGCCUGGUAGAGAUUAUAAAUGCAUCUCUGAGGGAAGGUAGGAUGCCUCCUUGUCUUAAGGAGGCAAUUAAUAGACUGCUUCUGAAGAAGCCUACCUUGGAUCUCUCAGAGUUGAGCAACUACAGGCCUGUCUCCAACCUUCCAUGUCUGGGCAAGUUAAUUGAGAGGGUGGUGGCCUCCCAGCUUCAGACAGUCUUAGAGAUACAUGUUUUUGUACACCGCUCAGAGUCUUUGGAGUGGGAGGUUUAUUUUAAUAAAUAAAUAAAUCAUAUCUUGACCCAUUUCAAAUUGGCUUUUGGGCUGGCUAUGGGGUGGAGACUGCCUUGGUCGGCCUGAUGAAUGGUCUCCAAUUGGGAAUGGACAGAGGAAGUGUGACUCUGUUGGUCCUUUUGGACCUCCCAGCGGCUUUCGAUACUAUCGACCAUAGUAUCCUCCUGGAGCUUCUCAGGGGGGUGGGGGUGGGAGGCACUGCUUUGUAGUGGUUCCACUCUUACCUCUCGGGCAGGUUCCAGAUGGUGUCCCUUGGAGACUGCUGUUCUUCAAAAUCUGAACUUUUGUAUGGUGUGCCUCAGGGCUCCAUAUUGUCUCCGAUGUUGUUUAACAUCUACAUGAAACCACUAGGAGAGAUCAUCAGGAGAUUUGGUGCAGGGUGCUCUCAGUAUGCUGAUGACACCCAAAUCUAUUUCUCCAUGUCAGCAUCAUUGGGAGAGGGCAUAACCUCCCUAAAUGCCUGCCUGGAGUCGGUGAUGGGCUGGAUGAGGGAUAAAAAACUGAGAUUGAAUCCAGAUAAGACAGAGGUACUCGUUGUGCGGGGUCGGAACUCGAGAGACGAUUUUGAUGUGCCUGUUCUGGAUGGGGUCACACUUCCCCAGAAGGAACAAGUACACAGUCUAGGGGUGCUUCUGGAUCUCAACCUCUCCCUGGUCUCCCAGGUUGAGGUGGUGGCCAGAAGUGCCUUCUAUCAGCUUCAGCUGAUACGCCAGCUGUGUCCGUUUCUUGAGAUGAAUGACCUCAAAACAGUGGUACAUCUGCUGGUAACCUCCAGACUGGAUUACUGCAAUGCGCUCUAUGUGGGGCUGCCCUUGUAUGUAGUCUGGAAACUACAGUUGGUCCAGAAUACAGCAGCCAGGUUGGUCUCUGGGUCAUCUUGGAGAAACCAUAUAACUCCUGUAUUGAAGGAGCUACACUGGCUGCCAAAAUGUUUCCGGGCAAAAUACAAGGUCUUGGUUAUAAAGCCCUAAACAGCUUGAGCCCUGAGUAUUUAAGGGAACAUCUUCAUCAUGAACCCCACCAUCCACUGAGAUCAUCUGGAGAGGUCCAUCUGCAUUUGCCACCAGCUCGUCUGGUGGCCACUCAGGGACAGGCCUUCUCUGCUGCUGCCCCGAGGCUUUGGAAUGCGCUCCCUAGUUAAAUAAGAGCCUCCUCGUCUCUGACAGCUUUUUAAAAAUAUUUUUAAAGUAAAAUUUAAGUAAAUUUUUAAGUAUUUUUGAAAAAGCAUCUGUUCACCCAGGCUUUUCAUUAAUAUUGUUUUAAUGCUAUUUCAAAAUAUUGUUUUAAAAAUUUUAAAUUGUUAUAAUAUUUCAAACUUUUUGUUUUUGUUUUAACUAAUGUUUUACUUUCUGUUUUUAUUUUGUUGUAAACCGCCCAGAGACCUAAGUUUUGGGCGGUAUAAAAAUAUGUUAAAUAAAUAAUAAUUAUUAUUAUUAUUAGAGAAAGGCUGUGCUAGUGAGUAAUGCAAAUACACAUUGGUUGAUCCUGCAUCUUAAUAGAAUCGUGUCUUUAAGUGUGAGAGAGAAAUAAGCAUGUAUAAGUGUAAACAAGUAUAAAUUGGAGUAAAUCUGAGCCAUUCACAUUGCU
Molecule: messenger RNA, 5308 nt
Organism: Hemicordylus capensis (graceful crag lizard)
Lineage: Eukaryota; Metazoa; Chordata; Lepidosauria; Squamata; Cordylidae
Gene: FAM120B
Product: family with sequence similarity 120B
Exons: 11
Coding region: 166-2280 (704 amino acids)
Cellular component (GO): nucleus
Source: RefSeq, a predicted model, not a curated record